Molecule: messenger RNA, 3672 nt
Organism: Rhipicephalus sanguineus (brown dog tick)
Lineage: Eukaryota; Metazoa; Arthropoda; Arachnida; Ixodida; Ixodidae
Product: CLK4-associating serine/arginine rich protein
Exons: 21
Coding region: 253-2574 (773 amino acids)
Source: RefSeq, a predicted model, not a curated record
CUCUUCAGCUCACGAGUGCGGAUCGCAGAAAACCGGGAGUUUGCGUAGCCUGUUAGGCUAUUUGCAUAUUCCAUUAAUUAAUUAUUAGUGGGGUGAAAGUGACGAUGGCUCACACGUUGCCAGUGGUCACCGAAUCCGCUCGUUAAACCCAGGUGUGGUUGCGCCCCUUUUUGUGUUCGAUGCGCGUGCAACGUCUGGCGGCUUUCGUCGCACCAGGGCCGCAGUGAUACAACGACGACGAAGAAGAAGGACAUGUUCUUCCCAACUCGCUCGUCGCGAGACAACAUGUGGCAUGAGGCUAGGAAGCAGGAGCGCAAGAUACGCGGCAUGCUGGUCGACCUCAAGAAGCGGGCCGAGCGCCGGAAGGAGUUCUACGAGCGGAUCAAGCAAGACCCAGCCCAGUUUCUUCAACUUCAUGGGCGACGUUGCAAGAUCCACAUCGACCUGGCAAUCGCACAGGCGGCUGAUAGCCCGGCCACUAUGAUGCCUUGGCAGGGGAACAGGGAUGUCAUGAUUGACCGAUUCGACGUCCGAGCCCACCUGGACACGAUACCAGAGUUCAAGGCCUCCGAUGAAGGCCCAGAGCUGACCGAAGAGCAGAAGGAAGAGGAGAGGCAAAUCAACUACGAGCGCUACCGCACACUCGUUCAGAACGAUUUUCUUGGAGUGUCAGAGGACAAGUUCUUGCAUCAGAUCUUCUUGGAGGAACGCUAUGGCCCUGUCGGGAAGCCUGUUGGCACCACGGAGGAGGAAAAGAAAAAGCUUGCCGAGAAGAAGGCUGCGAUUGGCUACACAUAUGAGGACAGCACCCCUGUUCCUUCGACGUCGGCCAAUCAUAAUGAGGAGCCGGAAGAGGAGGAAGAUAAAGAGGACCUCAGUGAUAUCGAUCUCGAUGUCACUGUCGACGUGAACGAACUCACCAUCGAGCAAGCGCGAGAGAUGAACGACCACUCGCACGCCUACGGCAUGGAGUCUACGGAUUUCAUCUCGUACCUCCACCUGGACAAGGAGGAGCAGGAAAGGCUGAAACAGGCGAGAGAGCUCGAAGAGGAGAAAGCCAUGUACUCGGGGCGAAAGUCUCGCCGAGAGAGGCGGGCGCUGCGCGAGAAGAAACUCAAGAACCGUAAGGUCACCAGUCCACCAAGCUAUGCAGCCAGAGCCAGCCCGACAUACAAGCCGUUCAGAGCACAGUCAAGUUCACGGUCGCGGUCUAGAUCCCCCCAGAACAUGGGUCAGAUCACCUUCAUCACAAGUUUUGGCGGCGACGGGUCCGACGAAGACGACAGCACCGCCAAGAAGGGCCAGGCCAAAGCCGGCGGUUCUUCGGUGUCUGGCGCUGGUGGAGCAGCUUCGUCGUCGGGAAGCAGGGCGGCUGUGUCGUCCUCCAGAGGCGACGGCGGUCGUGGAAGCAGCGGGUUAUCCAAACGAAGGUCACGAGACCGUUCAAGGUCGAGAGAUCGACGUGGUGGCUCGUCUCACGGUUCUGGCCGCGGGAGGAGAUCGUCCCGAAGGCGUUCCUCAAGUUCGAGGUCAUCAUCUGGUGGCAGGGUUCGUCGUAGAAGCCGCAGCCGAGGUCGUGCGUCGUACCGUCCCAGGCGGGGUUCCAGGCGACGGUCGCGGUCACCACGACCGAGCUCGCCGCGCCACCGGGGUCGUUGGACUUCGUCACGUAGCCGGUCAAGGUCGCGGUCCAGGCACUGGGGUCGUGGCCGGAAACGUUCCAGCUCAUCUCCGAGGUCGCCCAAGGGUCACGACCGGGAGCAGAGGUCGCGCUCGCAAUCUUCGCCGCCGCCGGCCCCACGCAAGUUGCCCAGCCCGCCCCGGAAGUCCUACUAUCGUCACAGCCUGUCACGGUCGCGGUCCAAGUCGCUGACCAGCAGCGACGACGAGGAUAAGAAAAAGAACCGCUCGCGCAGCAACAGCAGCAGCAGCAGCGAAGGGUCCCGGGGUCAGCAGGGAGGCGCGGCGGGUGCCAGCAACGGUACUCGUCGCAACUGGCCGUCGGCGGACGCGGUGAGACCCAACGUCUCUGUGGGUAAACCAGGUCCCGCCUCCAAAACACCUGCAGGUGCCGGUUCGGCGGCUGGAGGUGGAGCGGGUGGUCUCACGUUGAGGGAGAAGCUCAAGCGGAAGAUGCAGGCUGCCCUCAACAAGCAGUACAAGGCCGACAAGCGGGCUGAACGGGAAAAGCAGGACAAAAUUCAGCAGGAACGCUGGGAUCGGGCCGAGGAGCUGCGGGGAAUGGCCCUCCGUCUGCGCCAGAGGGAACGCGAGAAGAGGCACAAAGAAAGGGACGACUACGACUACGAUCCGGAUGGAAGCCGGGACGGCCAUGAUGGCUAUUCCAGUCGCUCUGGUAGCCGCUCGCGAAGCCCAAGCCGCAGUCCUGAGCCCCGGCCCCCGGGCGACUCUUCAUAUGCGCCCCCUAUCGAGUACUCCAGAAAUCCGACGUACUACUCUCGACGAAGGAGUCGAUCAAGGUCACGAUCUCCACCGCAAGACUGCCACCGGUCGCGACAACCACCAUCGUCGUCUUCGUCGUGGUCGUCGGCCAAGGCGUUGGUGGACUACUGAUGCUUUUUCGAAAGGCGCCAAACUGGUUUUGGUAAAGGCUGGGGCACCUAGCCUUCCGAAGCCUAGAAGACACGGAUAAAGAUGCACUUCGUGAAGUGUGCGAUGAACUUCGUAAAGGGACCGAUGAGCUUCGUGAAGUGCGCAACGAACUUUGUGAGGUGACCGAGUGACCUUAGCGCUGUCGGGAGGGGGUUGGCCACACCUGGCAUCAUCAAUUAUGUAAAGAAAGAAGUGGUUUGUAUGGAGGCGUGGUGCAAGUCAGCCGCGCUGCUGCACACUUGAGAACUCUUGGGCUCAUGAGUGCUUCAUAUGCCUUUUUCUUUUCUUUUUUUUUUUCUUGUUGCCCAUGUUCUCUUGCCUGUUCCGUUGUCAUGCUAUCGCACAAAGCCUUUGGGGUAAUUACCCGCAGCCAAUUAGUUUAGAAUAAGCAGCGGCUCCAGUAUACAGAAAAUGCAACGACAGAAUAAUGGGGACAUUAAUCUGUUUCACCAGCUCUAAUUGCCAGUUCGUUGUUGGCAAUUUGCAGAGGACGGUAAUGUUUUUUUUUCCAGCUUUUCUUUCAGCUGCUGAUAAUGCCUCUGGCGUAGCCAGGUGUAGUUAACAGUUUUGUACGUGCUUUUGCCUCGAUUUAAUGACUGGCCGCCAGCAAAUUUUUCAGUCUUGUGCGAGAAUAUUUGUUCCUAAAAGUGCUACCCUGACACUGAUGUGCGUAGCAUGUGUACCAUGCUUGGUAAAUCUAAAAUUUUGAACUGUCGGCGUUACUGUGUCGCUUGCAUGGCAUUUGACAGCAGUGUCGGCAGAGUUUUCACUUCUGUUUAGUAGAAUGAACUGUGCAGUUUCUUGCCACAAUAAACGCACAUCGUACAUUACGUGGCAGAUUGUAUGCCAGAUGAGAUGGGAAACCUCUUAGCGAGAUAUCAAUAUAAAGAUGAAAAUGUAGGUGACGCUUCUUCUCCGGUGGCUUAUUGUGUAUUCUGCUACCACUUCUCAUACGUGUAGAAAUUUGUGGCAUUUUUUUUUGUCUGACCUUUCCUGACGCACAUGUUGUUGCCUAAUAAAUAAGGUUUUUCCCCUUUUGCAACCUUUUUUUAGGUAUUU